Parus major (Great Tit) is the source of this 2903-nucleotide messenger RNA. It is a transcript of the gene GET4, whose product is annotated as guided entry of tail-anchored proteins factor 4. Gene Ontology annotation, cellular component: cytosol; BAT3 complex. The transcript is spliced from 9 exons. The record is from RefSeq and is a predicted model, not a curated record. Gene Ontology annotation, biological process: protein insertion into ER membrane. Gene Ontology annotation, molecular function: protein binding. The coding region runs from base 605 to 1645 and encodes 346 amino acids. NCBI's taxonomy places the organism in Eukaryota, Metazoa, Chordata, Aves, Passeriformes, Paridae.
GAAGAAAGUCCUUGGUGCAUAAUCCUACUUGUGUUCCCAGUGUACAUCAGACAGCCUGCCCUGCCCUGCACCAUCACAGUAAAUCAGUUUGUUCUUCCAUAACCCCUCUGAUGGGAUCAGCAAGACACCAUCCAGGCCUUAAGACUUAAAUUGUAUUUGAGAAUAAAUCUAAAUUUAAGACAAAGCCUGGCCUAUUUUAUAGUAGGGAUUAUGUGAUGUGGUGUCUGCAGUGGUGUGAGAAGUCUUAGCUCAGGAGGUCACUUCUCCAGUCUUUUGGAUGUAUUAACUCACAUACUCAAGGCUCCCUGAAUUAAUUUGGAAUCAAAGAUCCUGCCAUUUCUAUUUUAAAUACAAGUGAAAGGAUGUGUUCAGUUAAGUGAAAAGGUGACAUUUACAUGGCUGGGUAGUCUUGUCAAUCCUCUGUAAAAUGUGAUAAAAAUCAGCAUCUUUUCAGACACAUUAAUGCAGAUUGGGAUGACCUGAGCUCUGGAACUGUGAUUGGGAUAGCUUGUGCUUAUUCCUUUUAAACACACUGUCCUAUGAAACAUUUGUCUCAUCUGUCAGAGGGUAAACUUGAAAUCCUGACUCAGUUUCAUGCACUGAGAUGUAUUUUAGAGUGGAGGAGGGGAAGUGGAGGAGGAAAGAUUACCAUAAGCCUGCCUCCUGCAGACUUAUUAUCCCUCCAAGAUCCACGGAGCAGGUGGAAAACUGCUGUUCCUGCCAAACCCUGAGCUACCCUGAGCUGACACACCUGAGCUGGUGGUGUUUGUUACUCCCCAGGCUGGCUGGACUGAACUCUUCUCUCUUCAUAAUUUGGUAUAUGUCACAAGGAAAACAUGCAGAAGCAAGAGAACUAAUGUAUUCAGGGGCUUUACUGUUCUUCAGUCAUAAUCAGCAAAACAGUGCUGCUGACCUGUCCAUGCUGGUUCUGGAGUCUCUGGAGAAGUCGGAUGCAAAAGUAGCAGAAGAUCUUUUAGAAAACUUGGCUAAAUUGUUUAGUUUAAUGGAUCCAAAUUCUCCCGAAAGAGUGGCUUUCGUAUCCAGAGCACUAAAAUGGUCCAGUGGGGGAUCAGGAAAACUUGGACAUCCAAAACUACACCAGUUACUAGCUAUUACCUUGUGGAAAGAGCAAAACUAUAGUGAAUCUCGGUAUCACUUCUUGCACUCGACAGAUGGUGAGGGCUGUGCAAAUAUGCUGGUGGAAUACUCCUCGUCCCGCGGAUACCGCAGUGAGGUGGACAUGUUUGUAGCUCAGGCAGUACUACAAUUUCUCUGCUUAAAAAAUAAGACCAGCGCAUCAGUUGUUUUUACAACAUACACACAGAAACAUCCUUCGAUAGAGAAGGGUCCACCCUUUGUGCAACCACUGCUAAACUUCAUCUGGUUUCUGUUGUUGGCAGUUGAUGGAGGAAAACUAACAGUAUUUACAGUAUUGUGUGAACAGUAUCAACCUUCGCUGAAAAGAGACCCCAUGUAUAAUGAGUACCUAGAUAGAAUAGGACAGCUUUUCUUCGGAGUUCCGCCCAAGCAGACCUCGUCCUACGGGGGAUUGCUAGGAAAUCUUUUAAACAGUCUGAUGGGAACUGGGGAAGAUGAUGACACAGAAGAGGGUCAGGAAGACAGCAGUCCUAUCGAGCUCGACUGAAUGUUGUUGUCAUUGGGUGCCGUGUAAAUCUGAUGAUUCGAUGACUCCAAAGACACUUUUGGAAUUUGAAUCCUGCAGUUGUUUCUUGGCUCCUAAAAGGGCUCCUCUGGUCUUUUAGAAAUGGUUGCUGAAAUGUUUAUACUGUCGGUCUAUAUUAUUUAUGUAAAAAAAAAAAAGAAAGAAACCAACAAAAAGUAGCCAAACGAACCAAUUGGAGCGGUUGUUAGUGGGUUUCCAAUCCAGCGGCUGGGGACUGAUUAAACAUGGUCUGCGGUUUCUGAUGCAGUAUUCCCUUUUGCACAGUCUUUCAAUAAAGCAUAAACAUGGGGCUUGUCCUUCACGGCCUACCCAAUUCCGUCUCUGUUCUGAGCAAGCCUCCUUGCCCUCUGCCCUCUUCCAAGGAAGAUCUCAAAAGGCAGGGGGAGCAAUUGAAUAACUGAUUUGUGAGGCUGGUGCCAAAAGUACUGCGAGAUGAACCGAGCAGCAUAAUUUGAGAUGCACAUCCAAGAGACAUUGAUACAAGAACUUGCUUCCACUGCCAUGAGUAACAUGCACACCCUUCAUACUGCCUGCCCCUCUCCCCAAGGCCAGGCUCUGGCUGAGCCCACGCGUGUUUAGCCGAUACUUCCUGAAAAGCACAAGGUUGAAUAGCUCUUGAGUAAAAGCCCAUUAAUGGAAUGCAGGUGAUUGGCUUCCAGGUGGAUCUCUCUUGCCUAGGUAUAAAAAUUUGGCAUCUAAAAUACCUCCUGUGGCUUGUGGCUGUACUUUGGAAGAGGUUUUGCCAGAGUAAGUUCCCAGCCGUACGUGCAGGCGGCGGCGUUGCUGUGAGCGGAGCGGUUUGCCGUGGGCAGAGGAUGUGUUUGAACUGGGCUGGAUGGCAAGAAAAGGGAUACUGCAGAGCUUCUGGUUCUUUAUGAUAUAUUUAUUUUUCUUGGGUGAUUGAUUCAUUUAACACUUUCUGUUAAAAAAAAGAAUAAAUCAAUAAAUAAUGGAGUAACUUCACCCCCAGCAGUAGGCAUAGCCAUUCUCCAUCUCCUCUGUAAUGCAGCACAGUCUGGUACAGGGAACAGGUGAAAGGGUGGGGAAACACUUUAUUUUUUCAUGAUGAAAAUAAAAAGGCUUAGAUUAAUAAACAGCAAUCAUGCAUGGGGGAGGGAUUAAUACAAAUUUAUUGACUGUAUGAAAAAAAAAAAAAAAGGCAUUGACAGGAAGACUUUGUGUUAAUUGUGAAGUCUCAAAUAAACACUUUAUACCAGGA